CUGUGCUGUGAAACACAAAGGAAGGAGUCUGUGGACCAAAGAACAAACAGAAGAAGAAAAAGAAACUAAAAAAUAAUAACAAUAACAAAUAAAUACACUCCAAAAUAAACAGGAUAUUUUAAAAAUGUUAAAAUUUUGUAGUUUGUUAGUUAAUCAUUCGUUAAGAUCGUUCCAUACUUUAACUUCUGAAACUAUAUUUGCAUUGUCUUCAGGUCAUGGUAAAUGUGGUGUAGCAGUUAUUCGAGUGUCUGGAUCAAAUUCUGGAAUUGCUUUAAAAUCAAUGACAGGUUUAGAAACCCUCCCAAAGCCAAGAAUGGCUAUUUUGAAAACUAUAAAAAAUCCCGCUAAUGGUGAAAUAAUUGAUAAGGGUCUGAUAUUGUGGUUUCCAAGUCCCAGAAGUUUUACUGGGGAGGACAGUUUUGAACUACAAGUACAUGGUGGAAUAGCGAUAAUUAAUGGCAUUUUAAAAACUUUGGCAGCCAUACCCCAUUGUAGGCUAGCUGAACCUGGAGAAUUUACACGAAGGGCAUUUUUUAACUCAAAAUUAGAUCUUACAGAAGUUGAAGGCCUUGCUGAUUUGUUACAAGCAGAGACAGAAGUACAAAGGAAACAGGCAUUUUUACAAAGCCAAGGAGCUUUAAGCAAAGUUUAUAAUAGAUGGAAGACUGCUCUCAUAAACAGUGUGGCUCAUAUAGAAGCCCACAUUGAUUUUGAAGAAACUGAAACUUUAGAAAUAGGAAUAUUAGAAUCCGUACAAAAAGAAAUUAAAAAAUUAGCUACAGAAAUAGAAAAACAUUUAGAUGAUGGACGAAAAGGAGAAAUUUUGAGAAAUGGUGUGAAGACAGUUAUUUUAGGAGAACCUAAUGUUGGAAAAAGUAGUCUACUUAAUUUAUUAUGUCAACGUCCUGCAGCAAUAGUAACUCCUAUAGAAGGAACUACACGAGACAUUCUAGAAGUUACCCUAAAUAUUGGCGGAUACCCUCUAGUUUUAGCUGAUACAGCAGGUCUAAGGGCCAAAGCUACGGAUAUUGUAGAAAAAGAGGGUAUUAAUAGAGCACUACAAUUAUAUGAAAAAUCAGAUCUUAUUAUUCUUGUAUUUAAUCUGGAAAAGUACAUAAAAUGGAAGAAUAAGUUUAGUAAUAAAACUCAGACAGACUAUAUUGUAGAAUAUAUAGAAAACUUAAAAUUGUCGAAUCUUGUAAACGUUAAAGUCGAUGGCCAUAAAGUAGAUGUAGUUUUUAACAAACCUUGUAUAAUGGUGUUCAAUAAAUCUGAUCUUUCUGAUGAUAUAAAUGUAGUAAAUAGCGAAAAUUGUGUCAGUGUUUCUUGUGUUACAGAAGAUGGAAUUAGCAAUCUUAUAGAAAACAUUUCAAAUCACUUAAAAGAACUGUGCGGGGAACCAUCGGUUGAACACCCAAGUAUGAACCAAAUGCGACACCGUCAGCAUCUUACAGAUUGUUUAAAACAUUUGCAAUUAUUUCUUAGACAGUACGAAAAUAACGAAAACAAAGACUUAGUAUUAAUGGCGGAAUAUUUGCGAAAAUCAAUGAAACAUUUAGGAAAAUUGGUUGGAAGCGUCACUACUGAGGAUUUAUUGGAAGUCAUAUUUCGAGAUUUUUGUAUUGGGAAAUAACAUAAAAUAAAAACAUUUUAAAAUAGUACAUUGAGGGUUGAAACCUUUCAUAAACCAGAAUAUUAUUUGAUUGUACUUAGAGAAGGACGUAAGUAAAAACACUGUGUGGGAGGUGUGAUUGGAUAGGAAGAUGAAUAUUAAUUUUUGUAAUUUUGAUAUUUGAAAAUAAAAUUGCAGUCUCAAUAUGGUGGUUUAAAUUUUAUUACAACUAAGGGUGUG
Psylliodes chrysocephalus is the source of this 1852-nucleotide messenger RNA. Lineage: Eukaryota; Metazoa; Arthropoda; Insecta; Coleoptera; Chrysomelidae. The record is from the annotation of a GenBank genome assembly.